AGAGGCAACAAUAAAGAUUAUGAUGAAGGUCGAGGUGAAAGUUAAAAUAUUGAUGAACAUUCUGAGCACAGCGAACCGUGAAGCACUAAGCGAUACCAUAGAUACUAGAAACGGACCUGGAUAUGAAACAGGAUGUGCUUAUGCUCUUGGCGCCGGAUGUGACGUUUACACAUUGGACAGUACCACGUGAAGACAUGAUGGCUGUUAUUGCUGAGGCUCAAACAGUUGAAAUGAAGCUUAUUUUACUUGAAGUUCAGUCCAUGGAAGAGUUUAAAAUGGAUACUGCCAUUAGUAAACGUGUCCUGUCUAAUAUUACUUUACUGCUGUCGUUACAAGAUGACAGGAAGAAGACUUUGGAGGCAUUUGCUUCAAGACUUCAGGAAAAGGUCAAAGAAAUGAUUUUGCCCUCUAAUUACACUAAACUUCAUCAAAACCUUCAUACAUUCAGGUCCAAUGUUCUACCAUUGUGGCUGUCUCAACUGAUAGCAGAAUCUAUACCACAGAGUUGUUGUUCAGAUUUUAUUCUAUGGCAGUGCUUCCUAGACAAGAUCUUAGAAAAGGAGCUCUUUAUAAGAGAAGUUGAUAGGUUACCAUCUAAGGCAAGAGUGUUAAGUCAUGUCGAACAGAAUGCCAUAAGGUAUGCUGCUGGCUCUGUAAUUCGUAAACUUCAGCUGAAGUGGAAGUCUGACCAUGAUAUACAAGAGUGUUUGUGCGUACUAUUACAACUAGAAGAAGAGGACUGUAGAGAUUCCACUGAACAAUGGAUAGAAACUACUGACAGAGGAGGAUUGUACUACAUCACAUCAAUGAUGUGGCAUAUGAACUGUUCGUUGAGAUUGAACUUCUUGUCUACCAGCAAUUAUCACAAGAUCAACAAAAAGGUAUACCUGAAUUACUUAGGAUUGCAUGUACAGAUCAAGAUAUUCUGGGUGUAUGGGCCACUUGCACAGUAGAUAUAAAUGAUGCAACCAAAACCGAAAUCCUGCUCAAAGAUAUCGUAAAUGAAUGGAUCAAGAUACGGGGCCACUCUAUUGUUAGUAUGCUAAUGGAAAAUUACAAGAAAAAGAAAAGCACUACAAACAAGAAACGGAGUUUACGAACAGAAAUGAAACGAACAGAAGAAGGAACUAAAACAAACAAAAUAAUGAGAAUUAGUGAUUAAAUUAUCCAUUACUUUAAUUAAUUCAAUAAAUUAUUAUCUUUAACAUUUCAAUAAAUUAUUAUCAUUAAAAUAAUAGUUAUUGCCUUCUAGGCUUUUUUCUCAAUGGCUCACUAAGUUCCUGAACAUCGUGAAACAGCCUUCUUUUCUG
Messenger RNA from Amphimedon queenslandica, 1310 nucleotides. RefSeq lists its product as uncharacterized. NCBI's taxonomy places the organism in Eukaryota, Metazoa, Porifera, Demospongiae, Haplosclerida, Niphatidae. The coding region runs from base 123 to 953 and encodes 276 amino acids. The transcript has 2 exons. The record is from RefSeq and is a predicted model, not a curated record.